Messenger RNA from Batrachochytrium dendrobatidis JAM81, 1437 nucleotides. RefSeq lists its product as uncharacterized. Gene Ontology annotation, biological process: proteolysis. The transcript is spliced from 4 exons. Bases 1 to 1437 code for a protein of 478 amino acids. Gene Ontology annotation, molecular function: aspartic-type endopeptidase activity. NCBI's taxonomy places the organism in Eukaryota, Fungi, Chytridiomycota, Chytridiomycetes, Rhizophydiales. The record is from RefSeq and is a predicted model, not a curated record.
AUGUUGAUUACUCUAGAAUGCGUUAUACUUGCGUUACAGGCGGUUGCUGCAGUUCGACUUGCAUUACAUCCACCAGUUGGAAUUGACAGUCAAUCAAGCAAUAGGCUAUCAAAACGAUCACCUGUUGAAUUGGGUGGUGAUAUUAACAAAUGUUUCACAAUGAAAUUUAAUGUUCAUGGAGUCAAUUUGGAUUUGCAAGUCAAUUCAGCAAUGUCUGAUAUAAUCGUACCACUUCCUAGUUCAAGCAAUGAUGUGAGUUUGGCUCCGCAACACACUCCAAGUGGGGAACCCGUUACUAUAAAGUACAAAGGCGAUGAUUAUAACGGAGUUAGUUCCGAUGCAGUUGUGACGAUUCCAGGUACUAGGAUAACUGACAUCAAUUUACCAGUAGUUGCAGUUGAAAAACAGUCGCCAGAUAUAGUUGGUAUUAGUUCAAAGUUUGAUGGAGUAUUUGGGUUUGCCUAUACCUUGUUGUCAAAGCAUCAUCCACCAGCCACUGCGAUGGAUGUUUUGUACAAUCAUGGUGUCAUUCCCAAUAACGAGAUUGGUCUUCAACUAUGUCCGUAUGAUAUUCUGCAGGAAAGUUUCAUCAAUAUAGGAAAUACGGACGUAACUGAAAAAUGCGGAACGGAUGGAACAAGUGUUGCAUGGGUAAACUCACCAACAAAUGAUCAUCAUACUGUCAACAUCAAGAGUAUACUAGUCAAUGGCAAACGAGUGGAGCUGCCCGAUGAAUUCCAAAAAAAGGUGGAACAUGAACGUACUUUGUACUCCGUUGUGGAAACAUGUUGUACAUACAUGCAUUUCCCUAGAGUAGUCGUGGAAACGCUGAUUGAUGCUAUUGUUGGUAGUGGUGCAAUUACUAUCAAAAAUAAUAUGCUUAGGCGCGAGUUUAACCAAGAAGAUGUUGAUGACAUAUUUUGGAAACACCGUCUAAUGAUUAGAUCCAAUCUUGAUAUCAAUUGGGGCAGGAUGCCGUCGCUUUCGAUUACAAUGUUUGCUCAAACCCCCGUGACUGUUGAAAAUCGCAAUUCUGUUGUAACGAUCAAACUGGGUCCCAAAAAUUAUAUACAGAGAGUUGAUUCCAAACAUGUUGUGUUUGCUGUACAAGCUGGUUCAAAUGAAAAAGCAAUUCUCGGUAUGUCAUUUAUGACCCGACUUGGAUUGACAUUUGAUCGAACACAUAAACGCAUUGGGUUUGGUCCUGGAUGUGGAUGUGAAGUCAUGGCCGAUGGAUAUCCUACUAUUUCAAACGGUUAUCAAGUGCUCUGGCCAUCAUCACAUGUUAGAUUGCCUGAACAACCAAGUACUUCAGAUUCAGAUGGUGCAUUUAUUCGCAGAAGAAAACCAAUAACUACAACUGAUCAAGUAGCUGUACCUGAAUACACUCACCACACUGUCAAGAGUUACAAACAGACUCUCAAUAAACUCGACUGA